Venustampulla echinocandica is the source of this 774-nucleotide messenger RNA. RefSeq lists its product as uncharacterized. The coding region runs from base 1 to 774 and encodes 257 amino acids. The record is from RefSeq and is a predicted model, not a curated record. The transcript is spliced from 3 exons. NCBI's taxonomy places the organism in Eukaryota, Fungi, Ascomycota, Leotiomycetes, Helotiales, Pleuroascaceae.
AUGAAAGUCAUUGUGGCUGGACUGCCACGCACGGCAACUACCAGCAUCAAGGCUGCUCUGGAACAUCUCGGAUAUGGACCAUGUUAUCACCAUAUCGAGCCGCUGAACCAGUAUGAUCGGAUCAAGCUUAGCUCAGAGAUCAUCGCCUGCAAAGAUAAGAUUCAACGACAGAAGAUGUUACAAAAACUUUUCCACGGUUUCGAGGUAGCCUUGGAGCACCCAGCCGGACCAUGCCUUGAUGAUCUCCUUGAGAUAUAUCCGGACGCAAAAGUGAUUCUAUCCACUCGGAAAAAUGCCUCAGUCUGGCUCGAAUCUUUCCUCGGAAUGGGCCCAGAUCUAAGAUCUCCUCUAUUCCGCUUUACAACAUACUGGUUGCCAGGAGUGUGGACUACGAGCAACCUACACGAAGCAUGGCUUAGGCAGUGUAACGAAAGAUGGGGCAUACCGAAACCAUGCACCGAGCUCUACCAUGCCCAUAACGGAUGGGUGAGAACUAUAGUCCCCGAAGACCGGCUCCUCGAAUUUCAACCUGCGAUGGGGUGGAACCCGCUGUGCAAAUUUCUGAAAAAAGACCGCAGUUCCAUCACUGGGCCAUUUCCCCGACUAAAUCCUCGACAAUACCUCAAGGGUCUGAAGGAUAUGGCUCAGAUCGUCGGAGGUCUGAUCUGGUUUGCUUUGUUCGUGGUGUUGGCUAUUCUUAUGGGACUUUCCUUCAAUGUGCCAUUCGAUGCAAGGAAAGCUUUAGGUUAUGUCUCUGAGACAAAAGUGCUAUAA